Messenger RNA from Prorocentrum cordatum, 1682 nucleotides. NCBI's taxonomy places the organism in Eukaryota, Dinophyceae, Prorocentrales, Prorocentraceae. The record is from the annotation of a GenBank genome assembly.
AGGGCCCCAAGAGCCCUCCCAAGAGGGCCCCAAGAGGCAAAAAAGCCGUAGCCACUUUGGCUCAACGUCGUCGUGUUCUCACAUCGCCACUGAACAUUCAUUACUACACCUCUUGGCCUUCGUCGACGCAACAAUGGUACACGGACUGAUCUUUGCGGUGGCAUCUGCGCUCGCUCACACUGUUGGCGCGGAUAUGCAGUUCCUGCAGACGUCUGUGCAUGGGCCGGACGGUUUCGAGGCCGCAGAGCUACGGACUGAAGACUCCACGGACCUGGCGUAUUACCUGGCAUUGGACAUUACGACCCAGAGCAACGAGUUUUUGUACAACGGCGCCGCAUGGGAGCAAACCGCCGCAUAUACAGAUCCCUCGGGAAACAGAUUGCUGGCUCCCUUCUUCAGUACCGAUGCUGUUGGCCUAAGAGUCGAGAUGAACGGACAGAGCCAUGACUUCUUUUUCGAGAACUCAGAUUUGGGUAAGUCCUUGCACACGCUUGUCACAGGGACGCCUGUGUUGCAAACCCCGUGUUCAGGUGUCAGUUCUAGUAAACCUUACGCUUACGCUAUGGUGCAAACCUCGACUGCGCAUUCGGACUUGUGGGGCGUUGUGGCCACUAACUCUGCCGAACCGCUUUAUUGUACUGAUGUUGACAGGUUGAGUUUCAACGCGUACCGGUUGAAUCUGCAAUUUCGUAUUGGAAUUCUGCGCGAUGAAGAAUCGUGUUGCUGUUGUCCUGGAUCAGCCGACGGUAUCGGGAUUCAUUCUGUGUCAAGUGGAGCACACGAGUGGCCAGGCACCCAGGUGUUCUACGCUUCCAGGGUAUACGUGAUCACACCAACCCCUGCGCCUACACCAGCACCAACUCCAGACCCUACGACGGCGUCGACGCCAGCACCAACGCCAGCACCGACGACGUCAUUGUCCUCCGCCACCGGCGAUCCACACUUGCAGAACAUGUUCGGUCAGCGGUUCGAUUUGGUGAGGCCAGGCAAAUUUGUCUUGGUCAGCGUUCCGCGCGGAACGCCCGUCGAGGAUGCGCUGCUUGUUGUAGAGGCCGACGCGCGUCGAUUGGGGACACACUGCUCGGACAUGUACUUCCAGGAGAUCAACGCCACAGGGACGUGGGCGAACAAGGUGCGGCCUGGAGGCCUUCACUUCGACGCUCACGACGCGCGUGACGAGACGCCGAAGUGGCUGAAACUCGGGCUUGUGGAGCUCAAAGUCGGCAGCGGUCAUACCGAUAAGGGGCAGCCUUAUCUGAACGUCUACGUCAAGAACCUUCAGCGCACUGGAUAUCGUGUCGGAGGGCUGCUGGGAGAGGAUGACCACACGGAGGCGGCGGCGCCUGAGGAAGGGUGCCAGAAGAUGUUGUCCCUCGAGGCGCGGUUGUAUGAUCAAGCUUCGCAUCUACAGGGCUCCGUCGCAAUUGGCUACUGAGCCGAGGGCUCCCGCCUCCGCGCGGGGCGGUCGAGCCCGCCCGCCCGUCCGCAACGGGUUGAUUGAUGUUCCCCGCCGACGUUUACGUCGUGGUGCAGUGGCCCACCAGUACCCUGCCUCUUUUGCCACUUUUGCAUCUUUAGUACGUUCUGCAGAGAGCAGAGCAGACCAGAUCCCGCACGGUCGCAGGGCCAGUCCUGCACAGGACACGGGAGGACACAAAAAUUAUCUUGGCGAAGGACCCGAC